Molecule: messenger RNA, 937 nt
Organism: Arabidopsis arenosa
Lineage: Eukaryota; Viridiplantae; Streptophyta; Magnoliopsida; Brassicales; Brassicaceae
Source: the annotation of a GenBank genome assembly
CAUCAUAACUCACACUCUCUCUUCAAUCCUUUAUUUUUCAUUGUAGUUAAACAAAGAUUACGAUAAUGGCUACAUCAACUAUCCAGCAAUCCUCCUUUGCCGGCCAAACGGCCCUCAAACCCUCCAACGACCUCCUCCGCAAGGUUGGUGUCUCCGGUGGUGGCCGUGUGACCAUGCGUCGUACCGUCAAGUCUACUCCUCAGAGCAUCUGGUAUGGACCAGACCGUCCCAAGUACUUGGGUCCAUUCUCGGAGAACACACCGUCCUACCUAACCGGAGAAUACCCUGGAGACUACGGCUGGGACACCGCUGGACUCUCGGCUGACCCGGAGACAUUCGCUAAGAACCGGGAGCUUGAAGUAAUCCACAGCAGAUGGGCCAUGUUGGGUGCUCUUGGAUGCACAUUCCCUGAGAUCCUCUCCAAGAACGGUGUUAAAUUCGGAGAAGCCGUGUGGUUCAAGGCAGGUUCUCAGAUCUUCUCAGAAGGAGGUCUUGAUUACCUCGGAAACCCUAACUUGAUCCACGCGCAAAGCAUCUUAGCUAUCUGGGCUGUUCAAGUUGUGCUCAUGGGUUUCAUUGAAGGUUACAGAAUCGGAGGUGGACCACUCGGAGAAGGGCUUGACCCGCUUUACCCCGGAGGUGCGUUUGACCCAUUGAACUUGGCAGAGGAUCCAGAGGCCUUCUCUGAGCUGAAGGUGAAGGAGCUCAAGAACGGUCGUCUUGCCAUGUUCUCUAUGUUUGGAUUCUUUGUCCAAGCCAUUGUUACUGGUAAAGGUCCCAUUGAGAACUUGUUUGAUCACUUGGCUGAUCCUGUGGCUAACAACGCCUGGUCUUACGCUACUAACUUUGUACCCGGAAAGUAAUUUUCUUAUGUAUUUGCUUCAUAAUCUCUCUUCUUUGUAAAAUCGUGAAUGUGUAAUAUAUUGAUGUUUUAUGU